Meloidogyne enterolobii is the source of this 3068-nucleotide messenger RNA. NCBI's taxonomy places the organism in Eukaryota, Metazoa, Nematoda, Chromadorea, Rhabditida, Meloidogynidae. The record is from the annotation of a GenBank genome assembly.
UUACAAUGAUGCGUGAAUCAAUGAGGCUUCCACUUUCCUGUGUUAAUGUUAUACAAAAAGUUCUUGCCUUAAUCCGUAUUUGGCUAUCACAACCAGAAUUACCCAAUUUUCUGGAUUCAAAGCGUGUAUCCACAGACGACUGGACACAAUUAUUACUUCGAAUGCUAUUUUCUUUUUUCCGUUCGCCAUAUCUUCUCGUCAUCAAUGAUCGUCUGCCAUCUGCUAUUUCUAUUGCUCAUAAUAUACUUAAAAUUGUGAGAGAUUUGGCAAAUCCUUCAGGCAUGCAAAUUGUGCAUGUUUCCAAGUCUGUAUGGCAGGAACUACUUAAAAGAUUAAUUUCUGUUGUGGAUUUGUGUGUUACAAGAUCAGAUGCAUUUGGACAAGCAACAGCCGCAGGUUUCACACGUACUUUGCUAGGCACUUUGGUCUUUGUUCAAGUGCUACGUGAAAUCAGUAUUGAUAACCAUUUAUGGGAUUGUGUGCUUGUUGUAUUUCAAAGUGCUUCUUGGAAAAUUCAGAUUAUUGAACAAUGGUCAAGGAUUACUAUUAAUAUCACCAAAGCAUUGAUUUUAAAUUUAUUUGCGAUACAUGUAUGUUCUUUUGAUGCUGGUGUUCCACAAAAGGUCAACGAUUCUAUUGAUGAGAUUCCUAACUUUUCUGAAAAUACGGUUAAUUUUAAUGUAAAUUGUUUUAUAAUUUAUUUUAAUGAUUUACAGAGUUGUAAUAACUUAAAAACAACAAGCGAUAGUAGUAGCACUGACACUUGUCCUUGUGAGGCUGCACUUACUCAAAACAACAGCGGAUUGGCAAUUGUUUGGAUUAGAACAUGGAUGAGGAUUAUUUGUUUGGUGGAUACUUCAAAUUCUGAAUGGAAUCGCUCCCAACAGUUAGCUGUGCAAACGAUUGCCACAUAUGGCCGAGCUGUGGAUAUGCUUAUUCAAGUAGGGGAGGGAGCCCAAUCAAAUAAUGAAGCCAAUCCUCUCAUCCAUUGGUUGGCAAUACAAGUCUUGCGUUGCGCUUUAGACGUGGCGCCGCACGCACUUCCUAUCAUGUUUACCAUUUUGGUAAGUGCACAGCCAUUGCCGCCACUUGUGAGAGUUUUUAUUCUUCAUCGCAUAACUGAAUGUUUACGUACUGAAGUUGCACCAUUAGCGCUUGAACAUAUUCCUUCAAUAAACAGUCUAGAAGAUAUGGCCAUUAUCUCUGCUGAAACAAUUUCAACGUUACAAAGGCUUAUCAAAAAUCAAGAAUUUUCGGCAAGAGCGAUUAUAAUUUCCCUUCUUGAAACACGUCGUCAAUCACAACAACAACAGCAACUUGACCAAUUCUCCUUGACGCUUUGUGUGAAUGCACUUUCCCUUUUAAUUCUAGAAAGAGCUGAUGUAGUAUUGUUUGAUAGAUUGUUACAUCUUCUGAUUGAUCAUCAAUAUGCUGCACGAGUUUUACCUUUAUUUUGUGCGAAUAUUGCCUCAGUUAUGCGAGUUGGCUUUCAUUCCCAACUUAUUGAUGCCGUUCAAUUGUCUUUGUCUAAGGCUAAAAAUCUGAACAUGUUAAACGAUUUGAAAUGGCAACUUUGUUCAAUUUGUGCUAAAGAAAGCAUUGCUUUACAAUGGAAAGAAACUUUGGCAGAACGAUUUGAAACUGAUAAGGAUAAUUUUUUCGAGGGAUUUGGUCAAUUUCCUCUACCAGGCUUUCAAAUUACUCAAUGGAAUUCCAUCCAAGAAACAGCAACUGAAAAAGAAGAGAGUGAUGAGUGCAAUAUUUACAUGGAAACAAAUUCAUCCAUCCUUAGAGAAGAUCCUCAAAUGCUUUGGUGUAGAACACCUCUUGGUCGGUAUGCUUAUCAAAUGGAGAUGAUUGAAGAUGAGGAAGAGCCGAAUCUUUCAGCUGAUAAUUGGCUAAACUCAAUUUCGGAUGAAAUGAAUCCUUUGUUCCAAUCAACACAGAGUGCUCGGCAGAAAUCUUCUCUAGUUGAUGAAAUUUUUGAUCCAUUCCAGGAGUUGCCAUUUCCUAUCCCUCGCCACUCAACACAAAUGCCCAUAAAUUUGUCAUCUACUUUUGCUCACAAAGCAGAUUUGAUUCCACUAGAUAUUUCUGUGCCUGAAAUCCUGCAAUUUAUACAAUCAAGUACUCGAUUUCCUGAGGAAGUCACAGCAUUUAAUGGAUGUGAUCAUGUAAAAUCUGAAGCAUCAAAGUCAGAAAUACUUGACCAACUUGAAAAUGAUGAUAACAUCAUUGAUCCAAGUACUGGGGAUGGAAGUAAAUACAACUGCUGGCGAAAAUUUAAUGCAACUUUUGGAUUUUUUGAUUCUGCUAAAGAUUCUCCGUCAAACUUUUACCGAGAGAUUCGACAUUUAGAUUCUACCGUUUGUCGAGAAGUGCACAAAGUUGCUGUAAUUUUUGUUGGUGGAGGAAAUGACUUACAAGAUAAACAAUCAAUCUUAUCAAACAAUACAGGAUCAGAAACUUUUAACAAAUUUUAUGAUGGAUUAGGUUGGCCUGUUUAUAUUGGUUCAUCUGAAUUUUCUGGAUAUAGUGGAGGCCUUCCUAAUGGACAAACAGCAAUUUAUUAUGCGACUGCAAACACAGAGCUUAUUUUUCACGUUUCAACACUUCUGACUGGUGACGCUACUCAACGCUUAAAACACUUGGGAAAUGAUGAGGUACAUGUUGUUUGGUCAGAAAAUACAAAACCUUAUAGACGAGAUAUGAUUGCUACUAGAUUCUGUGAUGUGCUAAUUGUAUUAUAUUUAUCGAGUCCAGUUCUUUUGCGUGUUCACAUUGAAGUUCAAGAUCCACGCUUACAAUUUGGUCCACUUUUUGAUGGUAUUUAUUUUUUUAGUCGAAUUAUUGAAUUAAUUAUAGGUGCAUGUGUUCACAUAUCCCAAGCAAGUACUCUAGUUCGUGAAACUGUGCUAAAUGCAUCCCGUGCUUAUCGAAAUCUUCGCGUGGAAUGUGAUCGCCCUAAUAAAUAUCGUGAGAGGGUUUUUCGUGAUACAAAAAAGAUGCUUAAACCUUUGCCAUUGUCAAACUCAAUCACAAGACUAUUUCAUGCGUCAAUUGAAUGA